AUGUCUACCAAGGAAGAAACAAGGAAGGAGGAUGCGACGCAAGUUGAAGACGAUGAUGAACCAGAUGAGUGGGACAAGCGAAUCUUUAGCACAGGAUGUGCAGAUGAAAACGCCAAAAUGACAGACUGCUACUUUGAGAAAAAAGACUGGAGAGCAUGUACCGAAGAGGUCAGUCCUACUUACUAUGCAAUCUAUACCCUAUCUCUCGCCGCAUGCUCACAUCAAUAG
Messenger RNA from Clonostachys byssicola, 228 nucleotides. The record is from the annotation of a GenBank genome assembly. Lineage: Eukaryota; Fungi; Ascomycota; Sordariomycetes; Hypocreales; Bionectriaceae.